AUGGCCGCUGUUACAGGCGUCAGCGUGGUGCUGUUCCUAGUGUCGCGCUUCAGUCCGUACGAGUGGCGCGUUGAACAGUGUGGAGGUGAUGCGGAGAUCGUCAAUGACUUCACGAUCUUCAACAGCCUGUGGUUCUCGCUCGGUGCCUUCAUGCAGCAAGGCUGCAACAUCACGCCAAGGUCGGUGUCAGGCCGGAUUGUCGGGUCGGUGUGGUGGUUCUUCACCCUCAUCAUGAUCUCCUCCUACACUGCCAACCUGGCCGCCUUCCUCACCGUGGAGCGCAUGGCCGCGCCCAUAGAGAGCGCUGACGACCUAGCGAAGCAGAUGGAGAUACAGUAUGGAACCUAUAUAGGAGGGUCCACGUACAAGUUCUUUGCUAGUUCAUCGCUUCCACUCUACAAGAGAAUGUGGUCCUACAUGAGUACACAGAAACCGUCCGUGUUCACAGCGUCAACUAGGGCCGGUAUAGAACGUGUCCGAAAUUCAAAGGGUAAAUACGCCUUCCUGCUCGAGUCGCUGACGAACGACUACGAGAACACGCGCAAGCCGUGCACGACGAUGAGAGUUGGCAGCAACCUGGAUUCGAAAGGCUACGGCGUCGCCACUCCCCACGGCUCCGAACUGCGAGAGAAGCUUACGCUAGCAGUGCUGAAGUUACGGGAGAUGGGUGAUCUGCAUAAACUCCAGACAAAGUGGUGGGACGACAACAGCGAGUGUCUUGGCUCCAGCAGUAAUCAGGAGGCUUCCCAGAGCCCCGAGUUGAAUAUCCACAACGUUAUUGGAAUCUUCUACAUUCUCGUAGGUGGCCUCCUCCUUUCCCUUUUAACCACCUCCGCUGAGUUUGCGUACAGAUCGCACUCCGAAGCUAACCAAACGAAGCAGAGCAUGUGGUCAUCAAUGAAACAAAGGCUGAUAGAAAUGUCCACUGGAGAUCAUAUGGAGGAGGACAGGCACUCCGACAUCGAGGCAGUGACGGAGUUGGAACAAGAGAGUAUUGCCGGAGUCGCUGGCGUGUCCAAUAUGACCUACUACGGCUCCGCCUCACUUACGCUACGCGCCGGCGAAACAAGCGUCACGAUGGCAGCAACACCGUUUAACGCGCACACUGAAGUCUAGAGCGAUUGCGAACAACGACCACUGUGAGACAUACACCGCUUAUGAGGCAUCAGGGGUCUUAUUCGACUAUACUAGAAACGACCAGGGGCGGAUUCAGACCGUAUUUGCCGUGUUGGGAAAUAC
Molecule: messenger RNA, 1239 nt
Organism: Priapulus caudatus
Lineage: Eukaryota; Metazoa; Priapulida; Priapulimorpha; Priapulimorphida; Priapulidae
Product: glutamate receptor 4-like
Exons: 8
Coding region: 1-1116 (371 amino acids)
Biological process (GO): synaptic transmission, glutamatergic; modulation of chemical synaptic transmission
Cellular component (GO): plasma membrane; postsynaptic membrane
Molecular function (GO): transmitter-gated monoatomic ion channel activity involved in regulation of postsynaptic membrane potential; glutamate receptor activity
Source: RefSeq, a predicted model, not a curated record